CACUCCUCUAUGCGUCAGAGUGUGUUUUGUAAACAAAGUAAAAUAUUGUGUUGUUUAAAGAUAAGUGCCAAUAAAAUAAAGUGAAAAAGUCGCUGUUAUCUAUCUACUAACGAAAUAUUAAGUACGAAUAAGCAGGUGUCGGGGAUUUUCCUCCGAAACAGCUAGUAGGGUUGCGAAUAUAUAAAGCGCCAACUAGAUUUAGCAUCGACAAAAUCAGUUCGCGUGUGAAGCAAAGAGUUUGUGUUGACCUGGAAGUAAAAUGCUAUUAAAAUACUUGGGAGUUUUGGCGCUACUAGGCGCGGCAGCAGUUGUCGACGCCGGCCUCAGUGAUGUGGACUACUGUAGUCCGGCCUAUAUGUGCAGUGGACGCAGAGAAAAGCAUGUUUUGGCUUGCAAUCAUACCGGAACUUUUGAUGCGCGCUGUCCGCCAAAUGCCGAAAUACUGCCUAUGACUGAAGAAUUUAAAAAACUCUUCUUAGGUGAACACAAUAAAUAUCGCAACGAGAUAGCGAAGGGUUUAACUUUCGAGCCGGCUGCAGCCAUGGCCACCUUGGAAUGGGACGACGAGCUUGCGUACUUUGCCGAAUUCAAUGUAAAGCAAUGUGGUAUCAUUUAUGAGGAUCAGAAAUGCUUUACCACUGCACGCUACAAUACGCUCGAUCAAAAUAUCGGUUGGCUGUUCAAUACCAAAUCGAAAUUCAAUCGUUCGAAUAUUUUCAAUGAAAUUAAGGAGCAUAUAAGGGUUAAUUGGUAUGAGCAGUAUCACGAUUGUACACAAGCCGAAAUCGACUCGUAUCACCCCCCACAAUUUAAAUUAAUUUUACAUUUUGGCAAAAUGGUUAUGGAUCGCAAUAAUCGAGUUGGCUGUGCUGCUUCUCUCUACGAAACCGCAUAUGGCAUCAAUGUGCUAUUCACUUGUAAUUACGCCCGUCGCCUAUUCUGCUACAAACCCAUAUACCGUUCCGGCGCUUAUCCAGGUUCUCACUGUAGAACUGGCAUGAAUCCAAUUUAUCCAUUUUUGUGCUCCACGAAAGAGGAGUUCAAUCCAAAUGAUUAUAAGGUUUAAUUACUUAGUAAAUGGAGCUAACUAAAUUCUGGAAUCAAACUAAACUAAAAUAAAUAAAUAUACCGGAUAAAAAAUAAAAAUUCCGAAAAAUAUA
Bactrocera dorsalis (oriental fruit fly) is the source of this 1160-nucleotide messenger RNA. Its product is annotated as antigen 5 like allergen Cul n 1. Bases 260 to 1066 code for a protein of 268 amino acids. The record is from RefSeq and is a predicted model, not a curated record. The transcript has 3 exons. Lineage: Eukaryota; Metazoa; Arthropoda; Insecta; Diptera; Tephritidae.